GCCUCACUUUGUCUUGUCUUGACUUCUUCUCGCAUGUUUAUUUUGUUUAUUUGCGUGAUCAAUAUUGUAAUUAUAAUGAAAAUAAGUGCCUGAUAUCUUCCGUUCGUUGUUAAAUUAGAAUUAUUGCAAUAAACCAUGUAUCGCAAUAUAGUUUUUAUUGACACCCCGCACAAUGGAGGAACAGGCGUGCUUAGUGCGCACACGCUCCGACUCUGAGAGCUCGUCAAAACUGGGCAGCUUCGGGUCCAUUUCGCACACAAUGACUUACACGGAGACGAGACUUAGCGGGACAGAAGGAGCUGGCGAGCCCGCCAGCGCUACCAACAUGACGAACAUGCCACCGGAAAACCCAGAAGGGAAUGAAAGUGGCGAACUUCUUGAUUACAACGACUCAAGUGUACUGGAACAGUUCCAUGAGGAUGCACUACGGCAGGCUGGGUGUGGUUUGUCCCAAGCGCGCGUAUACCUCGCAGUGUGUUUGGCUGUGGCCGGAGCGUCCUUAGAGCUCGCGUCGAUUGCCUUCGUUCUGCCUUCAGCGGAGAUCGAACUCUGCAUCUUACCUCACGAGAAGAACUGGCUCGUGCUGAUCAGCAUAAUGGGCUGGUCGCUGGGCGCGGUGGGCUGGGGCGCGCUGGCGGAGCGCGGCGGGCGGCGGCGCGCGCUGCACUCCGCGCUCGCCGUCAACGCCGUGUUCGCCGCCAUCGCCGCCUUCAUGCCCACCUACGGCACCUUCAUGAUGGCCCGGUUCUGCUCGGCGAUCGGGUCGGGCGGCAUCCUGUCGGCGGGCUGCACGUACGCGGGCGAGGUGGCGGCGCGCGGGGUGCGCACGGCGCUGCUGGCGACGCUGGCGGGCGGCAUGGCGGGCGGCGUGCUGCUGUCGGCGGGGCUGGCGCGCGCCGUGCUGCCGCCCACGGGCGAGCGCGCGCUGGCCGACAGCCGCGAGCACUUCAGCGCCUGGCACCGAUACCUGCUGCUCUGCACGAUACCAAUCCUCGCGUCGCUGAUCAGUUUGAUAUGGACGCAGGAGUCGCCCCGGUAUCUGCUAGAUGUCGGACGAGAGGUCGACGCCAUGAUGGUGUAUCAGAGCAUGCACGUGAGCAACCAGUCGCGCGUGUGCGGCGCGGCGCGCGAGGCGGAGUACCGGCUGGGCGAGCUGGCGCUGCCCGCCAAGCGCCGCCCGCCCGCGCUGCACCACGUGCGCCACUCGCUCAAGAUGUUCUGGCAGGCGUUUUUCCAAAUAUUCUCGAGUACCUACAGAAAUACGACGCUCUCUUUGGCUGGGAUGCUACUCUUCGCUGUUGCUAUACAAUUUUAUCUGUCGUCGUACAUACCAGCGACUGUCAUGAAAAUCGAGACGGAAGCGUACGAUGCGUCCAAACAGACGAUACAGAACGUGACUUACGAGGGCGUACAUUACAAUGAGACGUUGGAAAACAUCGACUUUAUCGACGUUUCGUUCAGGAAUUGUACGUUCCGUGACAUCCUUAUGUCUCACGUUGAAUUCAUCAAUUGCUCCUUCGUGAACACGGCGCUUUCGAAUAUCAAGACUUCGUAUACCGCGUUUAGGGGAGCCGUCUUCGUUAAUAGCACCGUCAUCGACACGGACAUGGAGGUGGGGCGCGAGCUGGACGCCGAGUGCGUGCUGAACGCCAGCACCGUGCGCGGCAUGCGGGGCGCCUGCGCGCGCCGCGCCGACCUGCGCUGGGCGCAGCGCGGCCGCCUCGCCGAGCGCACCUACGCCGCGCACGCCGCGCUGCUGGCCGCGCCGCUGCUGGCGCUGCGCCGCCUGCACCGCCCGCCCGCGCACGUGAUAAUAUGUGCGUCUUGCAUAUUGCUAUCUCCUUCGCUCUACGUGGCGCAGAGUGAGACAGCGCUUUACAUAGUGGAGGCGGUGUACGGCCUACUAAUUAUGAUAAUAUUCUUCAGUGUCGCUGUUAAAGUACUUGACACUUACCCAGCUAACUUGAGGUGUACAGCCCACGGUCUGAUCCUGUCCAUCACGUACAUGGCGGGCGCGGCCGUGCGGGGGAUGGGGGAGUUUGGACCAUUCGUCAGCUGCAUACUGUGCGCACUCUUCGCGCUCACGGCCACUGCGUUCGCGACCCGCAUACGGUAGAGCGGGACGGAGAUAUGGCCACCUACGUGCAAGACAAGGACGGUUAUAUUAAUUGUCAAAAUUUAAAAGUGGAUAGUUGUAAUAUAACGUUCGAAAUUUCGAAAACGAAUGAUUAAUUAAGGUAUGAAGUUUAAAAAUAUCUUUAAUAUGGAUUUACUAAACAAAUGCGGCUUAAUUUAUAAAUGUUGUUUAAUGGUCGUUUAGUUACAUAGCUUUGUCUCUUUCUGUCUUAACUAUUCGACAUUCGAUAGAAGAAGACAGCAUUAUAUAACUAAUUACCCUCUAAAGAACAUUUAUAGAAAGCCGAUAGGAAAUAAAAAAUGAUUCCUCGAAACUGACAUAUUGAUCAAUUAAAUAGCAAUAUUGUUGGCAAUACUUAUUUAAUACGACAGAGGACUAUAACUUUGUCAUUCCUACUAAACAAAGAACCAUUUCAUUUAUUGUAACUUUCAUAAAUCAUAAAUAAAACUAAUUAAAAUGAUUAUAAACUCAACCUUCUUGUACGGAAAUGUACCAACCAGAAACACUAUUUAAAGGUUAUUAAGAUUAAAAUGAAGAUUUUUACAGUGACUAAUAUUAUGGGGUUUCUUUUUAAAUCUUAAGUUUUUAUCGAUUCUGCUUGUUGAAACAUUUCCGUACAACGCGGUCCAAUUCAUGAUAAUUUAACCUUUAAUUCCUAUAUAAAUAGGGGUUAUAAUUACAAUAAACAAUAAAAGUUAUUAAAGAAUGUUGAAAAUAAGAACUGAAAUUCAAGAAAACAAAACAAUUUUAAUUUAAAAAAAAAGAACGAAAAUAAACUUCCAUGAUUAUUAUUAAUAUUAAAUAAUAAAAAUAAAUCGGUAAACUAAGACUAAUUGGAUUAAAAUUCAAAUAAUAUUAGAGUUUUGAUAAAACUCCCACCGAAAUUAUACCUAAUAGUUAAACUAAUUCUUAUUUAAAUUAAAACGUACUUUUUUUUCGCUUAUUUCUGGCCAAAGGCGAUAGUCGUAUUUUGGAUUAUGGCAACAUCCUUUUAAAUGGUUUUUAAAAAAUGGCGGUGACAAACAAUGAAAUGAAACGUGUAAUAAAUUGGCAGCUAAAAUGUAUAAAAAAUAUGUAAAUAUUGUAAUAAAUUUAAAACGUUAUUUAAAUAAAUUUUUGAAAUUGUUCUAACCGUUAACGAAUUCACUUAUUAAACGUGUUUGUGGGUGAUCUGUGAAACAAUCUUCAAGUUUCCAGUGGCAUACCUGCUUGACCCUAGAGUCAAGGGGGGACGUGCCUGGGUCUGCACGCCUUGUAGGGGUGACCUAGGCGUCUUUGAUAAUAGUCAACCAUUUAAUAUUACUUUUUAAUUUAACUUUUCCAAAGAAACUUGAGGAACUUUUAAUUAACAUUACAAAAGUCCUCUACUUAUUAAGUAACUGUCUACUGUCAAUUGACUGUAUAAUACGUUUUGUUCCUCAAACCAAACGGUUGCAUUUUUGUUCGUCUCCUUUUAAUUGUCAAAUAAAUAAUGUCAGUUAUCUCUGUUUAACUGGACACCCACUGAGCAAAGUUGAUAACUGAACCCGUUCAUUAGGCUUAAAUUAAAUCUUCCUCCGAUGUAAAAAUAUAACCGUGUUGUGAUUUAAUAAUUAUAAUAUUCGAAAGAUCCUAUAGAUAAAAACAUACGUUUCGACUCGAAAUAGUUUAACAAUUAAAUUAAUAUCUAAUUAACUAAAUAGUCAUUUUUCUAAUACAAUCUUGCACUACUCAUAUACCUAGAUUAUUAAAUUAGUUGCGUUUUAGUCAUUGGUCUAGCCGAUGGGGAUUCCCCGUGGAAUUGUAAAUGAAGACGAAAUGGACUAUCAUGAUCAUUAUGUAAAUUUUUAGUUUUAAUAAAUGAGUUAUCUCGUAACGUCCGUCUUCGUAUCCUUUGAAUAUUAAAUAUUUCUGAAUAAGGCAAAAAAUAAUAAUAUUUUAUACAGAUUAACAAGGAAUUGAAUAUAUUUUGAAAAAUUACUUUGUUUCUAAAGCUUUCUCUAUGGCGGUUUUAAUUUGUGCAUGUACCAGGACUGUAGCUCCUUUUU
Molecule: messenger RNA, 4164 nt
Organism: Vanessa atalanta (red admiral)
Lineage: Eukaryota; Metazoa; Arthropoda; Insecta; Lepidoptera; Nymphalidae
Product: synaptic vesicle glycoprotein 2A-like
Exons: 13
Coding region: 173-2116 (647 amino acids)
Biological process (GO): transmembrane transport
Cellular component (GO): membrane
Molecular function (GO): transmembrane transporter activity
Source: RefSeq, a predicted model, not a curated record